AUAAUAUUUAGCAUUAUUUAUUCAAUUGCCAUAGAAAAUAAUAUAGUCUAAACCAUACUAGAACUAUCAGUAUGGGAUGGCUGUUGAAUAGUACAUACAUUGGACAUUGCACACAAGCCCCUGUGUAAAUUGGCAUUGUCUGACCCCCAGGGACUUGAGGGGAGGGGCGAAAAGUGCUCAAAUUGACUAAAAUUUGAAAAAUCUUCUCUAGCUACUUCUACCUUUGGUCAGAGACAUAUAUACAUAUAUGUCUCUGCUUUGGUACAGUAUAUGGUGGAUUCAACUUCCAUACAUGGAAGGGUCUGAAGGUCUAGUAUCUUUUACCAAAAUUAUGAAUCAUGGUAUGGGUCUCACAUUUCUCCCUAGAGAGGGGAUAAGGUAUAAUUAGUUCAUAUCACUAUCAGAAUUCAGGUGACCUGUCUGACCAUAAUAAGGCCCCUGGGCCACUUCCUUUUUCUUAUUGGCAAAAACUGAAAUCCGGGUUUUUUAACAGUUUGGGAUCUAGGCCUAAUAUUAAGUAUUAACCGCUCUCUUCAAUAUGGCGGUUCUUACAAAGUUGACAGCUACGUUUCAGACUCCUACUUCAUGAAUUGUCUUACAAAUAUGUGAGUAACUAAUUGAGAGCUGUAUUCAGUAUUUGUUUAAGAAUUGUACAUUAUCUGUAAUAACACAUUCUGUUUACAAUGUCAAAUGAAUCUCAAAGGACUGGUAGCUCAUCAACUACCAUACAGUACCUUACAGACUAACCUACCACAGGGUGUAUAAUGUUAACACUUAAACAGGUGAUGUUUGGCCUUCGAUCAUUGAUGUACAUUAUCAAGCAAGUGUCCAAAUAUCUGGACCUGACAAUUAUUUACACAGAUCCUCUGUGAUUUAUGAACUAAAAUGUAUAACUUGGUCAGAGCAUGAUAAAUCUGAUGAAAUGUUUCAAAAAGGGUCAGCAUUUAGGGGAUAGUACGUUGUUUUGAGUGGCUAUACUGGCAAUUAGAAUAUGAAAUUUGGUUUGAACUCGAGACCGAUUGGAUCAGCAUUAAAAAGAAUAGUGAUAGUCUGGAAAGAGGAAUCACAACUAUAAUUUUACUUGACCUUAGAUUGUAUAUUUUUAUGUUUGUCUGAAGAUUGUAUUAACUGCACUUUUAAGAAAUUUGUUCACAGUUGAAGUUGAUCCAUUUGAAGUCAUCCUGGAGAAGAUUGGAUGUGGCCAUCUCACGCAAUCGUUCAAAGAUGACAUGAGGUCUUAUGGCAGAGAUAUGUGGGAAAAUUUUUCAGGGUCAGGAAGGGCAGAACUUUUUUCGGCAUGACCUUGAAAAAUUAUCUCAAGGAUUCUAUGAACUGUCAGGCAAACUGGUUGCCUUUUCCCUCCUCCAUGGUGGGCCAAGUAUACCAGUUCUCCAUCCAGCUGUUGCAAAUGUUGUGUUAGAUGGAGAGGUUGCUAUGGAGACAGAAACAUUGCCCUUGUUGGAGGAUUGUAUUUUCGACUGGGAAACCAGAGAGAAAUUAAUUCUGUUGCAGAAUACACUUGAUGAAAAGCAGUACCACAAUCAACUGGAUAAAAUCAGUGACUGGUGCUUGGAACAGAGUUUGUCUAUCUCUAAUUUUAGACAUUUUGAGAAAAAACAACAACUAAUGGACAUCCUCAAAAAAAAUGAAAUUUUCUACCGAGUCCAGUCAGAAUUUUUUCAGUUCAGGAAUGGAUUGAACAAAGUGGGAAGACUGCUAGAUGCAGUCCAACUGGCCCCAAAGUCUUUUCUUCAUCUCUUCACCCAGACCAGCAAAGCUCUACGGUUCAGAGACAUCGGGGGGAGCUUUAUAAGGUGAACUGGAGUCCUGAUGGAUCCAACAAUAAGAGGCAGGAGGAACAGGCUUUGUAUUGUCUAGAAGCUUUUCUUGCCUAUUCAGAAGGGGGAUCCACAGGGAUUUCAUUAGACGAGGUGUUAUCCUUUUGGACUGGAGCAGCAAGCAUUCCUCCACUAGGAUUUGAAAAAUCUCUGGAAGUGUCCUUUGGAAGCACUAAACAAUUUCCAACAGCCCACACCUGUGCCCUUAUAUUAACAAUAUGGCGUUGUUUCGAUGAUCCUGACGAGUUUCAGGAUACAAUUACAAAAGCAAUAAAAUGGGCAGGAGGUUUUAAUCUUGUUUGACAAUCAAAACGUUUUCAUGACAGCAAAGUUUCUUAGAUUUUAAAAUUGUGUUCAAGGCUUUCAUUGCAUGUUGUGCCAAUUUUUUUUAGAUGUAUAGCAGCUAACCUCAAGUGAAGAACAUUUAUUUAGGCCCCUGCCGGUGAAACUGGAGAUCAAUGUAUUUGUCUCCGUCGUCUGUCUGUUUGUCCGGAAGUUGGCUUCCUGGCAAAACUUGAGUGAGAAGUGAUGAAUGAUACAAAGUGGGAUUGAAUCUGUGGUCAAAAUGUCAACUAUGAGAUCACUGUUACUGAAUAGACUUACUACUUAAUAGAUAUGUAUGGUCAAAUUGAUAACUUCAAUAUUAGUCGUCUGAUUAAUAUUUUGUAAUGGCAUUAAGGGAAUUAUGAAGCAAAGUUUAUAAGAAACAAAUUGAGAACCAACUGACCUGUGGUCAUGUAAAGGUGAAGGUCACUGGUUCAAGAUUAGAUUUCGCAUUUUGUGGAAGAUAAGAUUUUAAGACAUGAAGAAAAGUAUGUCAGAAUGACACAAUAAGUCAACUAACCUAGGGUCAACAAGUGUUAUAACCUGUUGGUUGAAUCCCUCUACCCAACAUUAAAUUAGGAGACAAAUGUGUAUAGUUUGCAAUCUGAUUUCGCAUGUUGUCAUUUUCCAUAAGCUUUUCCUUUAAAAAUAGCUUUUAAAUCAUGGACUCAUUUCAAUUUAAUCAAAUGCGAUUGCGCAACAGAUCCAGUUUAUAUUACACACAUUAGGUUCAACGUGGUAAGACUGGAUAUAAUUUCAAUUACAUGCUAUUUUCAAUGAUUUAGAGAAUUUUACUGACAAUUUCAUUUGAUUCCAAUGCAGUGUCUUCAGUUGUUUACAAGAAAGGAUGAACAUUAAUAUUCUGAGUGUUAGCUUCUUUCUUUGAUUGAUGUUCAAAUCAAAUAAAAAAUAAAUUUGGAAGAU
Messenger RNA from Pecten maximus, 3086 nucleotides. RefSeq lists its product as uncharacterized. Lineage: Eukaryota; Metazoa; Mollusca; Bivalvia; Pectinida; Pectinidae. The record is from RefSeq and is a predicted model, not a curated record. Bases 1240 to 1818 code for a protein of 192 amino acids. The transcript is spliced from 5 exons.